Molecule: messenger RNA, 663 nt
Organism: Oikopleura dioica
Lineage: Eukaryota; Metazoa; Chordata; Appendicularia; Copelata; Oikopleuridae
Source: the annotation of a GenBank genome assembly
AUGGAACUUCCCCACUUGGGCACGCAUUGCCACUUCGCCGAGUGCAACCGCCUCGAUUUCCUGCCGAUGAAGUGUCGCGGCUGCUCGGAGUCCUUUUGCUCGGAGCACUUCGGCCUCGACAUCCACAACUGCUCCAAAGCCGGCAUCGUGGACAGACAAGUGCCGACCUGCCCGCUCUGCAACAAACCCGUUCCGAUUGGAACUCAAAACAAGCCGCUGGACCAACUCGUCAACGACCACAUUGAUCGCAAUUGCGACUCAGAAGCAGCGGCGAAAAAGAGAGCGAAGAAGAAAGAAGGUCGCUGCUGCGCGAAGAAAUGCAAGACUAAGGAGCUCAUUCCAGUAUUUUGCGAACUCUGCAAGCGAUCCGUCUGUCUCAAACAUCGCUUUCCCAAAGACCACGACUGCCUCCACAACAAGAACAACGGCUUAUCCGACCAAGAAGCGAUGGAAAAGGCAAUCAAGCUUUCGAUGCAGGAGCAGCCAGGAAGCACGACAAAGCUAGAAGAAGCCCGGCGCGCUCAGCAAGAAGCGCUGGACAAGGCGAUCGCGCAGCGCUUACAACGUUAUGAAACUCAGAGACAAAGACGCAGCCAGCAGCAAGCCACUUCUUCGCGCAAUGACUCUUCUUCUUCUUCCUCUCGAGACUGUUCUAUUCAAUAG